This is a messenger RNA of Xyrichtys novacula (pearly razorfish), 8562 nucleotides long. Lineage: Eukaryota; Metazoa; Chordata; Actinopteri; Labriformes; Labridae. The record is from the annotation of a GenBank genome assembly.
GUCGAUGUUUCUCCUCACCAAAGAGAGUGACGGACGUUAGCCGCUCAACAUGCGCCAUUGAAAACAAACGUAGCCGGAACGGUGGUUAGGCUACAGUUAGAAGUCCGGUGGUUAGGAGCCAAAUCUAAUCUACAGUAAUAAUUAUACAGAUUUAAAAACUAUGGAGACUAUUUUGGAGCAGCAGCGUCGCUAUCAUGAAGAAAAGGAGCGGCUGAUGGACGCUAAAACCAAAGAAAUGCUCCAUAAAAAGUCCACGGUAGGCUGUUCGCUUUGUGCUAGCUUUAGCAUGAAUGCCAAUCGACGCUGCAAACACGAUAGUUAAUGUAUUUAUUUUCUCUAAUAUCAUUUUAUUCUGACAGCUGCGGGAACAGAUCAACUCUGACCAUCGGACCAGAGCGAUGCUGGACGUAAGUCAGAGUUUUAUUGAUAAAUCACUGUGGGUGCCAACGGGAGUCUUAAUGUUUCACUGUUAAUACUCGGUCUGAAGAAUAAUAACCAAAGUUAGAAAAAAAACUUUAUAUACAGGCUCAGAAUUACUGCAAAUAACGGUUUUCAAAUCGUCAAUACAUUUUCUGUAACUCGGGAAAAAGCUGUUUUAAAGGGAUAUUCAAAUUAAUAUUAAAAUGAAUUGAGGGUCAAACACACCGUAAUACAGAGUUAGACACCCCCAGGAGAAAUGCAUGUUGUCGACUGCUUUCUUCUCUAGUUUUACCAACUUUAGUGACGACCGCAGAUAGCAAUACACAGCGGUCUAAGGAGCCAUAAACAAACCUCGACCAAAAAGCCACUCUAUAGCCACAAAUAAUACUUAGAAUAGCACCUAACUUCACCAACAGUACAUGGCUGGCUCUGUGGAUUCAAGUUGGAAUCAGUGGAGGAUGUGGUGGAGAGAUCUACACUAUUCUGAAGAACAUGGAUCACCCACUUCAUAACACCCUAAUGGACCAAAAGGGCCAAUGGUGGUGGACAGCUCCUCUCUCUCUUUGCUGCAGGACAGAAAGAUUCAGAUCUUUUGUACCCACAGCCAUCAGACUUUAUAACUCUUGUGUAAAUAGUAGAUGGCUUUUAGAGACGUGACAAAUGAGACGACAGACAAUUGAAUUUUCCUUCGGGGAUCAAUAAAGUUAUUCUUAUUCUUAUAGGGUCCCAGCCAUAGCACUAGCCAUCAAACAUCUCUUAAACUUCGCCUAAUUUCUUUAGCAAAGAGACUCCACACAACUCACCUACUCUCUUCCAGCAGCUGCUUGUUUGUAGCAAGACCUCAGGCCAAUUCAUUACAUACUGUUGCGGGGUGACGCAGCUCAAGGAAGAACAUUUAUGAUCGUUUCUUUAUCAUUUCCUUGAAGUAAUAAUCAUCAUUUUUAAUCAUUUUGCACUGCAGAUGCAAUAGUUCUUCUGCCUUAGCGUCUUGGUCUGAUUGCAUUUCCAUAAAGAAAUGAUCAUAAAUGUUUUUCCUUGAGCUGCGUCACCCCACAGCAGCAAUGGACUGGCCCGAGGUCUCGCUACAAACAAGCGGCUGCUAUAAGAGAGCAGGUGAGUUGUGUUUAGUCUCUUUGCUAAAGAAAUCAGGCAAAGCUAAAAAGAUGUCUGGUGGCUAGUACUAUGGCUGGGACCCUAUGUGUACUGUUGAUGAAGUUCGGUGUUGUUCUGAGUAUUAUUUGUGGCUGUAGAGUGGCGUUUUGGUUGAGGUUUGUUGAUGGCUCCUCAGACUGCUGUGUAUUGCUAUCGUGCGGUUGUCACUAAAGUUGGUAUAACUAGAGAGGCAUGUGGUCGACAACAUGUAUCUCACAAGGGGUUGUCUAACUUGGUGUUAUGGUGUGUUUGACCCUACAUUAAUUUUACACCGGAAUAUCCCUUUAAUCCAUCUGCAUCAGAGACAGUAACCCCUACUACACACUAGAAAACUGAUCUUUUGGGUUAUUCAUCGAACAGGGAAACAAAAAAAAAAGGAAUUUUGAGUGCUUAAUAUGAGAAAUUAAGGGAAUUAUGACUGGAAAUGCAUAUAAAAAAUCAAACAGAGUUACCCAAAGAGUUGUGAGUAAAAACAGAAACUGACUCUAUUUUCUUCUGACAGAGGUAUAUGGAGGUGAGCGCAAACCUCCGAGACUCCUAUGAAGACAAAGAUGGGUGAGAAGCUGAUACACCAUCAUUCAUGUCCAGAUAUAGUAGAGAUCCUUCCUCUCAUGGGAGAUGCUGAACACUCACUGAAGCUUGUGUUUUAAAAACAAUCAUGUUUCCUUUCUGUCUACUUUUUUGACACAUUUGAAACUUGAUCUUUACUCUUAAAAAUCAAUGUUACUUUUGUUCUGAGUAUCUGCUUUUCUUUCAGAAUGAGGAGAGAUGAACUUGCUGCCAUCUCAGGACCAAACGAGUUUGCUGAGUUUUACAACAGACUGAAACAGAUAAAGGAGUUUCACAGGAAGCACCCCAAUGAGGUAGAUAACCCUUUUAUUUUAUGGUGACACUUAACUGACCCUGUGACUCUGCGCUGUAAAAAUAACGCUAUCAUGUGUUUCCGGUAGAUCUCCAUCCCCAUGUCUGCAGAGUUUGAGGAGCUGAUGAAGGCUAGAGACAACCCGAGCGAGGAGGCUCAGAGUAAGCCCUCAUCCUUUCAAAACAGUUUACAAGUGAAUCAGGAAUCAGCAGACUUGAAACCCCAGCUUCCAUCAAUGUUAUUGUGACAAUGAUUUAUUUAUGUGCCUAAAAAAAAUCUCAAAAUCUUACCUUUGAGCUUGAUUGUAUAUCUUUAAAUUGGCUGCAGUAGUUUUUAUAACAGCAUAAUUUGAGACUGACCUUUUCGAUGGAUCGUCGGUGUAAACCUGUUGUCCUUGGCAGACCUGGUGGAGUUCACCGAUGAGGAAGGAUACGGUCGUUACCUCGACCUCCACGACUGCUACCUGAAGUACAUCAACCUGAAGGGUGCUGAGGUAAUAAAACUUUGAAGCUUGAAUAAUUUGUGCGGAACCUCAAAUCAUUAUAUAUAAAUAUAUGUUUUAACCGCAAUUGCUUUAUUUCUUCCUACCAGAAACUUGAGUACAUCACGUUCCUGUCUUCAUUUGACCAGCUGUUUGACAUCCCCAAAGACAGGAAGAACGCAGAGUAUAAAAAGUAGGUCCAACUUAUUAACAUAUCCUUGCCACUUUGAAUCCUUACAUCAGAAAUAUACACUCAACUACAAGGACAAGAAGAUUAACCCCUGCUUGCAGUGACAGGAUGAUGGAUGUGUUUAACAAUACUGUAUGUCAAAAACGUACAAGAUUAUACAUGAAGUUUGCUGUCACACUUAGAUGAUGUAUCUGUAUAUGCAGGUAUUUGGAGAUGCUUUUGGAGUACCUGCAGGACUACACAGAUCGGGUUAAACCUCUGCUGGACCAAAACGAGCUCUACGGCAAAGUGCUGACAGACUUUGAGAAGAAAUGGGAGACUGGGAACUUUCCUGGCUGGCCUGUAAGUUUUAUGUGUGGGCUCUCUGUUGUUGAAUUGAUUUAGUGUUGGGCAGUAUGACGGUAUAUACAGUGUGACGGUAUAAAAGUGUCCACCAGUAGAAAUUUUGCUAUACCAUUUUUACCAGAGAAAGAGAGUCAGUCAGUCAGUCAGUCAGUCAGUCAGUCAGUCAGUCGAUGUCUGCCGCAUCUCUCUGAGUCAGUGUGUCGUGGUCUGCGCUUGCUAACAGGAAAGCCAGAGCGCAUCCGUUUAGGUGCAUUUCCAUAUAUUAACCAGCGUGUCGUGCGGAAUUUGUUCGCUCUGUUUGAUUGGUCAGGUUGGGGUGCGCUCUUUAUAAUCACCAGCAUGUCCAGCAGACUGCUUGGCAUAGUUUCGGCAAAAAAGAAACAGCUUCACCGGUGGUGGUUUUGGCGGACGUGGAGAUUAGUGGAGGAGGAGGAACUCAUUCCGAAAAAGGACGCGAGUCGCGACAUCGGUUGUCUGGAGAUUCUUUUGAUUUAGAAAAUCCGACAAUGAUCAAAAAACAAUACUAUGCAAAGAGUGUCGUGUGGCCGUCGUUAGUGGAGGUGAAAACACCAUCAAACUCUUCCACCACCUAAAGAUGAAACACGCCAAGCUCUAUUAUGAAAGCCAAAAGAUGCGUGGUGCACCCGCUGCACCUAAAACCAAAGCUGCAGCAGCUCCUCUCAUACAAAAGAGCUUGGCAGAGUCUUUCGCUGAAGGUACACCAUAUGAUAAAAAAAAUGCCAGACCAGUCUGGCAUUUUUUUUUCAUUUGUAUACAAAUCUGAGUUUAAAAAAUCAAAGUAAGAUGAAAGAAUGCAACAGUACGGUUAUUUUUAAGCCAUGAACUGAAUUUACAGGGAAAAAAACAUACCGUGAUAUUUACAGUUACCGUGAUUCAUACUGCCCUACACUAAUUUGAUUUCUGUGUUUUGUGUAUCAUCUGACCUUUUUUUUAAUUGUUUGAACUAUAGAAAGAAACAAGCAGUGCUUUGACACACGCUGGAGCUCAUCUGGACCUCUCUGCAUUUUCUUCCUGGGAGGUAAAACACAAAACUCCACAUGCUAAGAUUUUAGUCAAAUUAAUAUCAGAGGUGUUCAUUUACUCAACAAAACAUGUUUUUUUUUUUUUUUUGUAUUCCUAUGCUCAGGAGUUGGCCUCUUUGGGUCUGGACAGGUUGAAGUCUGCUCUCAUGGCGCUGGGCCUGAAAUGUGGAGGGUGAGUCUACUUCUAUCAACAUUUGACAUCUAAACUUCUCUGAAUUUGGGGUGGAAUAAUUGUCUGCAGAAUGUGGAAUAAAACCAAAAAUGGAAGCAGUAACAACACUACUUGAGCACAUUUGAUUUACCUGAAGGCCAGCAGAGUGGACUUGUGGAUGAUUUGAUGUGUGCAUAUGCUGACAGGACUUUGGAGGAGAGAGCUCAGAGGCUCUUCAGCACCAAAGGAAAGUCCCUGGAAUCCCUGGACCCAUCUCUAUUUGCCAAGAAUCCCAAAGCCAAAGGCCCUAAAAAGUAAGUGGCUGUUUAAAUUUCCCUGUAACUAUGACAGUGUCUUAUGAGAGGUUUCAUCACAUAAUCCAUAACUCUUCCCAUCCCUCACCGCUGCAGAGACACAGAGCGUAACAAGGAAAUUGGCUUCCUGGAAGCUCAGGUCUAUGAAUAUGUGGAGAUCCUCGGGGUGAGUCUAUAAAUCUUCAGGUCACCUCUGCUGCUUGAUUCAGAAAUGAAGAGCCAAUAGUUUGUGAAAGCGUGAUAGCUUUAGUAACAGUGCUUUGUGUUGAUGGGUCUGCAGGAACAGAGGCAGCUGACUCAUGAGAAUGUGCAGAGGAAACAGGCCCGCACCGGAGAGGAGCGUGAGGAAGAGGAGGAGGAGCAGCUGAGUGAGAGCGAGAGUGAAGAUGAAGACAACGAGAUUAUCUACAACCCCAAGAACCUGCCGCUGGGCUGGGACGGCAAGGUGAGGAGACAACACUUUUUUUUAAAUUGAGGUAGCUGAAGAGACCAGGAUUUAGCUGCUCAAUAGUUCAGGGACAAGUCAAGACUGCAGGCAGGCCAGGUGAUCAGCAGGACUCUUCUUCUACAGAUCCAUGCUCUUAUAAUCCCUGUUGUCAGAAUGUGGUUUGUCAUUGUCUUACUGAAGUAUGAAGGUCUUCAAUGAAAAAGUCUUAGUCUGGAUGUCAGCAGAUGUUGCUCCUAAACCUGUAGAUAUUGUUCAGCAUUAAUGGAGCCUUCACAGAUAUUAAAGAUUCCCAUGACAUGAACUUUAAUGAUCUUCAUACCAUCAGGGAUGCUGGCUUUGGACUGGGAGUCAAACCCUUUUUUUACUAGUCUGACAUGACUUUUGUCUGUUUUUUUUCCCCUCUUCAGCCGAUUCCAUACUGGCUUUAUAAACUGCACGGGCUGAACAUCAACUACAACUGUGAGAUCUGUGGAAACUACACCUACAGGGGCCCUAAAGCCUUCCAGAGACACUUUGCGGUACAUUCUUAUUGUUUCAUUUAGGACUCACUAUUCAGCUUCUCCUCUGUCCUCUCAUCAAAGUCCUCAAAAUCCUGAAAACGUAACACCUUUAUACAAUUAAAGUCGGUCUUCUGCAGCUUCAGUGGGUUUUGUGUUGUUUUUGCAGGAGUGGAGGCACGCUCAUGGGAUGCGCUGUCUGGGAAUCCCCAACACGGCUCACUUCGCCAAUGUCACACAGAUCGAGGACGCCGUCUCUUGUAAGAGUCUCUUAAAUGAGUUAGCAAUUUUUUUUUUCAAAUAUUUCUAGCUGUGGUUUAUUCAUGGUUUUCUGUUUGUUCCUCCAGUGUGGGCAAAACUGAAGUCUCAGAAGGCGUUGGAGCGAUGGCAGCCCGACACAGAGGUAAGAAAUAGUGUUUCUCUGUGGCUGCAAAAAUGUCAAACUGCGCUAUUGACAGGCAAACCACAGUGAUAAAAAACGACCAUUGAAACCGCUAUGUUCCUGUUUUUCUUUUUUUUCUCAUUAGGUUUUGUUGCUCUAGAUUUACACUCUAAUAAGAAACUUUGAACUUGAUUUCUUUCUGUCAACAAACUGUAUGGUCACCAAUCAAAAGGUUUUUACUAGUCCGGUUUUAAAUCCUUACAAUACUAAUGCAGGUUUUGUUUCUGAUAGAGAAAUUUUAAAAGUCAACUGUGCAAAGGUCCAGAAUAAUUCAUCAAAACACAACAUAGACACAUUCAGAAAGCAGCAUAGAAACUGAACAAAGAUGAAGCUCCACAAACCAGAUCCAUUCAGUUUAAACGAAUUCUUAAUUCAAAGGGAGGGUCAAAGACUGGAGGAAAGAGCUCUUUAGCUAGUUUUUUAGAGUUCAGUCUGUUUUUCUACUUUUAUAAAAAUGUUCCUCUUGAGGAAUUUAGAUAAUAUAUUUGCUUACUGGCUCACUUUGUUGUUUUUUUUAGGAGGAGUAUGAAGACUCGAGUGGAAACGUGGUCAACAAGAAGACUUACGAGGAUCUGAAGAGACAGGGUCUGCUGUAGAGGAGAGAGAAAAACUGUCUCACAGAAGAAGAAAGAGUCUCCUUUAAAAUUUGCUAUAUUUUUUAUCACCCAUAUUUCUUUUUAUUUGUAUGUAGUAAAGUUUUACAGACUGUGUCCCGCUCCUCCAUCCCUUCCUUAGAUAACUUUGUAAUGUGGCAACCAUUGAUCAUUCAAAUAAACUGAGUACUUUUGACACUGAACCGUCUGUGUGUGUGUCCUAGCUGACUUGUAACGCAUUUAAUCUCUUUGUACUGAUCGAAUUUACAACAGUAAUUUUAUGGCAGUAAUAAAAUCUUGACUAGUUAAACUUGUAAAGCUCGUCUGUUAUUCCCUUUAUGAGAAAACCUGCAGACGCAACACAAGAAAGUUAAAACUUCAGGAAAAUGUCUGUUUUUUAAAGACAAUGAAUUCAAAAUCAAUUACAGUGAGAGAAAAAAAACUGCGAUCCAUUCAGGGGAUCAUUUCAGCAGCUAUUAGUAUUUAUUAGUAAUUUCUUGAUUCAACAGUAUAUGAAAACAGGUGGAGUUUUCUCUGAAGUCCUUUACAUCUCUGAUUAGGAAUAUAUUUUCUGAUUAAACAUGGACUGUGAGUAUGUGAUCAAAUAAGGGGCAAAAAGAUUCUGUGCUUGUACAACAAUGUUCAAAUGUGUAAUAAAGUUUUGUGCUUGUAAAAAUAUUUUGUGUCCACGUAAAAACACUUGAUGCUUUUGAAGAUUUUGUGCAUGUGUAACAAAGUUUUGAAGCCGGGUUAUAAAGGCUGGUGAGCAAAAAGGGCAACUCUGAGGGCGGAAGAACUGUGGUUAAGAGGACUAUGCAUGAAGCCUUCUGAAGUUAUAAAAAAAUGAACAUUUAUGAUCGUUUCUUUAUCAUUUCCUUGAAGUAAUAAUCACCAUAUUUAUCAUUUUGCACUGCAGACGCACCAGUUCUUCUGCCUUAGUGUCUUGGUCUGAUUGCAUUUCCAAAAAGAAAUUAUCAUAAAUGUUCUUCCUUGAGCUGCGUCAUCCCGCUGUAGUCUGUAAUGGAUUGGCCCCAGGUCUCGCUACAAACAAGCAGCUGCUGGAAGAGAGUAGGUGAGUUGUGUUUAGUCUCUUUGCUGAAGAAAUUAGACAAAGUUAAAAAGAUGUUUGAUGGUUAUUACUAUGGCUGGGACCCUAUAUGUACUGUUGAUGAAGUUAGGUGCUGUUCUGAACAUUAUUUGUGGUUAUAGAGUGGCUUCUUGGAUGAGGUUUGUUUAUGGCUCCUCAGACCGCUGUGUAUUGCUAUUGUUCGUUACUAAAGUUUGUAUGACUAGAGAAGCAGGUGGUCGACAACAUUCAUCUCUCAAGGGGGUGUCUAACUUGGUGUUACGGUGUGUUUGACCUUAAAUUAAUUUUACACCAGAAUAUAGCUUCAAUAAUUUUACAUUUGAUAUUCAAGUGUUGAAGAAUUGAAUAUAUGAUCUGUUUGGACUGUGUUAUCUAUCCACAGUGUUUACAAUGUGAGACAAGUCUGCUUAAAAGGCCACCACUCAUUGAAUUUCAGAAGAGGAGCACCUUGUGUAGUUUUUGUAUUGAUUCACUGUCUAUAAAAAGAUAGUACUUGAUUUGUUUUAUCACAAUAUUAAUAAAAUCUUAACCACUUCA